Messenger RNA from Octopus sinensis (East Asian common octopus), 875 nucleotides. Its product is annotated as N-terminal kinase-like protein. Lineage: Eukaryota; Metazoa; Mollusca; Cephalopoda; Octopoda; Octopodidae. The transcript is spliced from 3 exons. Gene Ontology annotation, biological process: protein phosphorylation. The record is from RefSeq and is a predicted model, not a curated record. Bases 41 to 424 code for a protein of 127 amino acids. Gene Ontology annotation, molecular function: protein kinase activity; ATP binding.
UACCAACUAGAGGGAUAAGGCGCAGCUCAGUGUUGAGAAAAUGAAGACUUUGAGACACCCGUCUAUUCUGAACUACAAUGAAGGAAUGGAGUCUGAUAAUAAAAUAUAUGUCGUUACUGAGUUUGUUGUGCCAUUAAAGCAGUAUAUUCGACACCUCGAUCGGGCUCACUUAAAUAACUUUAUUUGCUGUGGUUUUUCCCGCCUUAUUAAUUUGUUGAUUUUUUUGAACGAGACUCACCUUUUGGCACACAACAACGUCUGUCUGGACUGUGUAUUUGUCAACAAUGCUGGGGACUGGAGAAUUGGCGGGCUUGAGUAUAUGACACACGUCAACGAGUCGACACGAGUAAUUGAUCUUGGAGGGAAAAGUUUAAAAAUCAAUACUUUUCCGCGGGAAAUUAAAAAUAAAAUAAUUAAAAGGUAAUUUGGCGCCAUUUAUUUUAGUUCGAUUGAUUUAUUUUGCGCGGGAAUUUUGCUGUGGGAAAUUUAUAACGAGAAAAGUGUGCGAGAAUUGGCUGAGUUGUAUACUUUGAACAAGGUCCUUUAAAUUUUGAGACAUUAGUUUCCCGCCAAAUUGCAACGUGACUUUGAUAUUCUCGUUUGUUUAGAAAAAGGCGGGAAAAGAAGGGCGGGAGAAGUGUUGUGUGCAUUAACUCAGUCAAAUCACUUUUUGGACUGCCCGUACGUCCGAGAGAUUGACUUUCUUGACGAAAUAUUGGUAUUUUGUGGCAAUAUUCCAGAUUAGAGGUGAUUCUGAGAAAAAGGACUUUUUUCAAAAACUUGAGAAAGCCAAGUUCCCCGUGUCUGUGUGUCAGUAUAAAAUAUUUCCCGCCCUACUUGACGUUGUUGAGUUCUGCAAAGUAGAAAUUUGUGUC